AUGGUGAAGCUCAUCGCUGUCCUUACUGUAUUUAGUUUGUUGUUUGCUACUCGAUUUUCUAAUGCUGUUGAACUAAAAAGUCCAUCCGAAGCACCUGCCAUUCAUAAGAUGGGAGGAGAAGGUUCACUUACUAUAGAAGAAUGUCCGAAAGCAUGUGAUUUCCGAUGUUCGGCGACAUCUCACAAAAAACCAUGUUUAUUCUACUGCAACCUAUGUUGUAAGAAAUGUUUAUGUGUACCGUCAGGAACGUAUGAACAUAAAGAAGAAUGUCCUUGCUACGAUAACUGGAAGAACAAAAGAGGCGGACCAAAAUGUCCAUAA
Molecule: messenger RNA, 321 nt
Organism: Eutrema salsugineum
Lineage: Eukaryota; Viridiplantae; Streptophyta; Magnoliopsida; Brassicales; Brassicaceae
Product: gibberellin-regulated protein 12
Exons: 4
Coding region: 1-321 (106 amino acids)
Source: RefSeq, a predicted model, not a curated record